Molecule: messenger RNA, 2426 nt
Organism: Camellia sinensis
Lineage: Eukaryota; Viridiplantae; Streptophyta; Magnoliopsida; Ericales; Theaceae
Gene: MNS1
Product: alpha-mannosidase 1
Biological process (GO): mannose trimming involved in glycoprotein ERAD pathway; carbohydrate metabolic process
Cellular component (GO): endoplasmic reticulum; Golgi membrane
Molecular function (GO): mannosyl-oligosaccharide 1,2-alpha-mannosidase activity; calcium ion binding
Source: RefSeq, a predicted model, not a curated record
GCGUGCGAACAAGUCUCCUCUUCUCUAAUCUCCUCUCUCCUCAUUUGAUAUUGUUACGUUUGGUAGGUCCGUCCUCUGCUACAACUUGUUCUUCCUCUUCGGUCUUCUUCCUCUUCGGUCUCUCUCACACGAACAAACUUCACAACCUAAAACCAGAGAGAGAGAGAUCGCAAACAUCUUUCUUCUUCUCCGAUCCCUCGGAUUCGUGGCAAUUCGAUUUCCUUUUCCAAGCUAACAUUUUUCCUUUUUCAACUUUAAAAUCAACAACAAUUGCUUAGGUUUUUUUUUCCCCCCUUCUUAUUAUAUAUAUAAUGGCGAGGAGCAGAUCAACAUCGAACAGAUGGAGGUAUAUAAAUCCUGCAUAUUACUUGAAGCGACCGAAGCGUCUCGCAUUGCUAUUCAUCGUCUUCGUCUUUGCCUCCUUGCUCUUUUGGGAUCGCCACACUCUUGUCACUGACCACCAGGAAGAGCUCUCUAAGUUGAAUGAAGAAGUAUCUCGGUUGCAAAAUAUGCUGGAGGAGUUAAAGAAUAACAACGGAAUUUUAGGUGAAAAGAUGAACUCUGGUGGCAAAAGUAGUGAUGUCACCAAGGAAAAAGAUGUUCCAGAUGACCCUAUCAGCAUUCAGCGAAGAGAGAAAGUAAAAGAUGCCAUGAUUCAUGCAUGGAGUUCAUAUGAAAAAUAUGCAUGGGGUCACGAUGAGCUUCAGCCACAGACAAAGAAUGGUGUUGAUAGCUUUGGCGGUCUUGGAGCAACUCUAAUUGACUCACUUGAUACGUUAUAUAUAAUGGGUCUCGAUGAACAGUUCCAAAGAGCUAGAGAGUGGGUGGCAAACUCAUUGGAUUUCAACAAGAAUUAUGAUGCUAGCGUUUUUGAGACAACCAUAAGAGUUGUGGGUGGACUUCUUAGUACAUAUGAUCUCUCAGGGGACAAAAUUUUCCUUGAAAAAGCUAAAGACAUUGCAGAUAGGCUGCUUCCUGCAUGGGAUACCCAGUCUGGCAUUCCCUAUAAUGUUAUUAACUUGGCACAUGGAAAUGCACAUAAUCCUGGAUGGACUGGGGGUGAUUCUAUCCUGGCAGAUUCUGCCACAGAACAGGUGGAAUUUAUUGCUCUUUCUCAAAGGACAGGAGACCCAAAGUAUCAACAGAAGGUGGAGAAUGUUAUUGCACAGUUGAAUAAAACCUUUCCUGCUGAUGGCUUGCUUCCCAUCUAUAUUAAUCCGCACAGAGGGACUCAAUCAUACUCGACCAUUACUUUUGGGGCCAUGGGGGACAGUUUCUAUGAAUAUUUGCUCAAAGUUUGGAUUCAAGGAAACAAGACUGCUGCUGUGAAGCAUUAUAGAGACAUGUGGGAGACGUCUAUGAAAGGUCUGUUAAGCUUGGUUCGGAGAUCCAAACCAUCAUCUUUUACAUAUAUAUGCGAGAAGAUGGGGAGUAAUCUUAAUGACAAGAUGGAUGAAUUAGCAUGCUUUGCUCCAGGGAUGAUUGCCUUGGGAUCAUCUGGUUAUGGUUCUGAUGAUUCUCAGACAUUUCUCACACUUGCAGAAGAGCUUGCUUGGACGUGCUAUAACUUCUAUCAGUCAACACCGACAAAAUUGGCCGGAGAGAACUAUUUCUUUACCUCAGGGCAGGAUAUGAGUGUGGGUACAUCAUGGAACAUAUUGAGACCAGAGACAGUAGAAUCACUCUUUUAUCUCUGGCGAUUGACUGGCAACAAGACAUAUCAAGAGUGGGGCUGGAACAUAUUUGAAGCAUUUGAAAAGAACUCACGCAUAGAGUCAGGAUAUGUUGGACUGAAGGAUGUCAAUUCUGGUGUGAAAGACAAUAUGAUGCAAAGCUUCUUUCUUUCUGAAACACUCAAAUAUUUCUAUCUUCUUUAUUCACCCUCUACACUUAUCCCACUGGAUGAGUGGGUUUUCAACACGGAAGCUCACCCUCUAAGAAUUGUCACUAGGCAUGAACAAGGAGAGAAUUUCAGUGGAUCAGAUGAACAAACUAAACCACUUGUUAGGUCACGAGCAAGGAAAGAAGGUCGAUUUGGUGGUGAUUAGGAUUUUUACUGGUAAUUCCCGUGCUGAAAUUUUAGGGUUUUUUAUUACAUGAAGAGCUGAAGGUCUUAUAUAUUAUAGUGUACGAAAAGAAGGUCCAAUUUUACAAUUGAAAAUAGAUGCGGCAUCACAAUGCUCAACUGAUUCAACUUGCAGUAAACUGGUAGGAUCGUUGUAUUUUAUACUUUCUGUUGCCCACAUUUUGGAAGUGAUGGAUGUAACUUAGAGUAUAGGCAUUCUGGAUAUUGUGCAUUUUAAUUUUUUUUUUGUUUUUGCGGAAUUGAUCAUUUGUAUUCCAGUUUUUAUUACAAUAUGAUACUGCUCAGGCUUGGGCGGUAAUCGAGCAAAUAUUUUAUAUUUUACUCUCCUGAUUUGGUAGCA